GCACAGCUUCUUCAUAUCUUCCACACUCCAACAUAAACCACAUUUCUCUUUCUCAAUCUGUGAACCUUCAUCUCUAACCAACACAGAUAGAAAUCAAGUGAAGCAUCCAAAUUUGGCAAACAGCCUCUAAAAUCUAAAUUUAGUACAAGUUGGAAAAGGACUACAUAACCAAUCUAGUCUUGCCUUCUUCAUCCUUAAUUUCCUUCAACCCUCAUACAUUUUCUUUCUCUUUCUGAAUAUGUCAGCUGCCGUGGAAGCUGUGUCUGCAACCAAAGAUGUUGGUUUCACUUCUCAAGUGCAGGAAGUAGAGUUUAAGAAUGAUAAGAACCGAAACAAGGAUGAAGGUGGAAAACCAAGCCUGCAUCACCGUGAUGAAAAUGAUGAACUUAAAGAUGAGGUUGAUCCAGAUGAAGAGGAUGAGCUUGCCACACUGAAAUGUGACAAAGAAUUGGCUAUUGGCCCCAAGUUUUCGCUCAAGGAGCAGCUUGAUAAGGAUAAAGAUGAUGAGAGUUUAAGGAAGUGGAAGCAGCAACUUCUUGGGAGUGUUGAUCUCUCUGCACUAGCUGUUGGAGAGAGUAAAGAAGCAGAAGUGAGGAUUCUAAGCCUGACAAUGAUGUUCCGGGAUCGGCCUGAACUUGUGCUGCCGAUUCCAUUCACCAACAAACCAAAGAGCAGUCUUUUCACACUCAAAGGAGGAAGCAAGUACCGGACUAAAUUCACAUUCAUUGUCUCUAAAAACAUAGUUUCAGGCCUCAUGUACACCACCUCAGUCUGGAAGACUGGUGUUAAAGUGCACAAUUCAAAAAAAAUGCUUGGAACCUUUAGUCCUCGACAAGAUCCAUAUACGUAUGAAACCGAAGAAGAUACUACCCCUUCAGGCAUGUUUGCAAGGGGCUGGUAUUUUGUGAGAACAAAAUUUCUGGAUGAUGAUGGAAAAUGCUAUUUGGAUGCCAGUUACUACUUUGAAAUCCAGAAGAACUGGGCAACACCCUCUUGAAGUCUUUUUCAUUUACGCAUAAUCUUGUCAGAAUUAAUUGGCUUGGUGAUGUUUUCAAAUGACCAUCUUAAUGUAGUGAGUGAUGGCAAUAAUAUUCAUGUUGUAUCUUAGUUGUAACCAAUGUGGGAAAAAUGCAAUCCAAAUUUCCAUUCAAUAAAAACACUGUGCUGAU
Messenger RNA from Fragaria vesca subsp. vesca, 1169 nucleotides. Its product is annotated as rho GDP-dissociation inhibitor 1-like. Gene Ontology annotation, molecular function: Rho GDP-dissociation inhibitor activity; protein binding. The transcript has 5 exons. Gene Ontology annotation, biological process: Rho protein signal transduction. The record is from RefSeq and is a predicted model, not a curated record. Gene Ontology annotation, cellular component: cytoplasm; membrane; cytosol. The coding region runs from base 239 to 997 and encodes 252 amino acids. Lineage: Eukaryota; Viridiplantae; Streptophyta; Magnoliopsida; Rosales; Rosaceae.